AUGUCUGUUAAUACAAAUAAACGUAAACUUAGUCUGUCAAAGCGCAGUAAAUCGAAGUAUGAAGAAUACACAACUCGUGAUUUGCCAUCAUUAAGAAGAAAACGUACUAUCGCGUUUAAUCGUUUAUCUAAGGCAUUGCAAAUAGGCAAUGACGCGAAGUUAGAUGCAACUAAGUUGGAUUUAUUUUUAUCGUACUGUAAUGAAUUACAGAAAAUUUCUACCGAUUUCGAGAAUGCACAUCUCCUUAUUCUGGAUUUACAUGAUGAUUCAGAGUCCGAUGAUGAGGGUGUUCGUGAGAGUUUUGAUGAUAUGUAUUUUAAUGUUCUAGCCUUGCAACGUACAUAUACUAAACCUAAGGUACGGAAUGAACCGGAACAGAACAGUUCUUCACAUAUAAAAUUACCCAAGGUCACUCUUCCCACGUACUCAGGCAAUAUUAAAUGCUGGACAGAAUACAUAAAUACAUUCAAUUCUUUAAUAAACGAGAAUACCUCAUUAAGUAAUUUGGAAAAAUUUCAUUAUUUGAGAUCGUCACUCUCAGGCGAUGCUUUAGCGUUGAUACGAGCCUACCCUGUAGCCGGUGAAUAUUAUAUCGACGCAUAUAACGCACUAGUUAAUCGUUAUAGGGACAAGCGUGAUUUAGCGUUUACCUCUGAUCCUGGGUUUGACAUACCCGGCCCUGUGGAUUUGUUACUUGGUGCAGACGUCUUCGCGGAUUCGCUCCUUACCGAACGCAUUAAGGGCGGUCCAUCGCAGCCACCAGCAUUUAAUUCAGUGUUUGGUUGGUUAUUAUUAGGCAAAACUUUGUUAUCAUGUUCAUCAUUGGCCGCGUUGCAAUCGAAUGUUGAAUCAGAACGUCUUGUGAAAUUGGUUGAACAAUUUUGGGAACUCGAUAGUGUAUCACAAGCUAAUUCAUAUACUCCUGAAGAUAUUCUUUGUGAGAAAGAAUAUGUCGCAACCACAACUCGAGAUAAGUCUGGUCGAUAUGAGGUAUAUUUACCGUUUAAAAACUCAUGUGAACCUGUUUUCAUGGGAUCUCGUGAAAUAGCGGAGAGGCGCUUUUAUGCACUUGAACGGCGUCUGUCUCGGAAUCCUGACCUAAAAUGUCAAUACGUUAAUUUCAUGCAAGACUAUAUUCAAAGCGGUCACAUGUCAUUAGUACCUGUUUCAGAAAAUCGUCGCGGUAAAUACUAUAUUCCGCAUCAUUGUAUUAUACGGCCCGACAGUCCUACAACACAGCUUCGCGUAGUGUUCGACGCAUCUGCGAAGGAUAAUCGGGGUAACUCUUUAAAUGAAUCUCUAUGGGUUGGUCCGAAGUGUCAAACUGAUAUUACAAGGGUUCUUUUACAUUUUCGGGAACAUGCUAUUGUUUUCAUGGCAGACAUACGCCAAAUGUAUAGGCAAGUUCUUGUUGCUCCAGCCCAUAGAGAAUACCAGCGGAUAUUAUGGCGGUCUAACUCAGACCAACACGUAUCUGAAUAUAGAUUAAACACCGUAACUUAUGGUGUUUCUUCGGCUCCCUAUCUCGCUUGUCGUACUAUUCAGCAGCUCGCGAGAGAUGAAGGGGAUUCGUUUCCUCUAGCAAAAGAAACCGUCACAUGCGAUAUUUAUGUUGAUGAUAUUGUUACUGGUACCAAUACUAUGUUCCAAGCUCGCGAGUUGAAGUCGCAGGUUAUCGCUUUGCUCAAAUCUGGCAAUUUCGAAUUAAGAAAAUGGGCUAGUAACAAACCAGAAUUGCUGGAAGAAAUUCCACCAGAGCAUUGUCUUGUAGAAGCUAAAUCUUUUAUCGAUGCACAAUCUUGCACACUCAAGGUUCUCGGUCUUAAAUGGGAUCCACUGCGUGAUUCGUUUGUCUUUCACGUGCAACCUCUUAACAAAGUUUGUACCAAGCGAUCCAUAUUGAGUGAGGUUAGUCGCAUCUUCGACCCGUUGGGAUUUCUUUCUCCAGUGACUAUUCACAUCAAAAUCUUAAUCCAACAACUUUGGGUAGCUGGCGUAGCAUGGGACGAAACACCACCUGACAAUAUUGUUCGUAUGUGGACAAAUUAUGUACAACAGUUACCAUCCAUUCAAAAUUUAAUCGUACCCCGUCGUUGUACUGUUGAUCACGCAAUAUCGUAUGAGCUUCACGGGUUUUGCGAUAGCUCGGAGAAGGCCUAUGGCGCUGUCAUUUAUUUACGUGUUACAGACAAUAGUGAUCGUAUACAUACUUAUUUUGUAUGUUCCAAAGCUCGCGUCGCUCCUUUGAAAAAACUAAGCUUACCACGUCUGGAAUUAUGUGCAGCAAUGCUAUUAGUAGACUUAUUAAAGUUCGUAAAGGAGACAUACAUGCCGCGUAUCAAUUUCUCUAUUACUCUUUGGAGUGACUCGACUGUUGUACUGUCAUGGCUCCGAGCACAUUCAUCAAAGUGGACUACAUUUGUUGCGAACAGAGUUAGCCACAUACAAAGUAUAGCGCCUAUUGAUCAAUGGCGACACGUUUCCACACAUGACAACCCCGCAGAUAUUUGCUCACGAGGCCAGUUUCCUCAACAACUUGUUGAUAAUACUUUAUGGUGGGCGGGCCCCACAUGGUUACGUAAACCACACACCGAGUGGCCAUCAUCUUCUUCAUCUAUCACUGACAUUGAUGAUAACAUAAUAUCUUCGGAGAUAAGGCGAAACACCACGUUAUUAAUUCAACAAACCGCACCGAUUAAUCCAAAUCUCGAUCCUUUUUUAGAGGAAUUACUCAAUAGCGAUCUAUCAUUAGAUGCUAUUAUUGAUAAAAUUGCCUAUGCAGUCAUUCGAAAAUCUGAUACUACAGAUUCAGUGUUAUCAAGCGAUGAGCGACACCAAUCACUUCUUAUGCUCGUAAAAUAUAUUCAAUCCUUGUCGUUUUCUAUCGAAAUUGAGAAAAUUCGUUCUAGACAAUCGUUGUCUAAAUCGUAUCGUAAGCUCAAUCUAUUCAUUGAUAACCAGGAGGUGCUCAGGGUGGGCGGUAGGAUUUCUCGCUCUGGACUCGAAUACGAACAGGUUUUAACGCCAGGGCAUUUUUUAACUCUCGAACCAUUGACGUCCGUUCCGGAUACGGAUUCAACUCACGUUAAUAUCAAUAGACUAGAUCGUUGGCAGUUAAUUCAGACAUUUCAACGUUCUUUCUGGAAUAGGUGGAGGAAUGAAUAUUUACAUACAUUAACCUUACGAGCCAAAUGGACGAAAGAUUCCAAACCAUUAGAACUUAACUCAAUGGUCAUUAUCAAGGAUGAUAAUCAUCCACCUCUGCACUGGCAAAUAGGAAGAGUUGUAGAAUUACAUCCUGGACCAGAUGGUCAGGUUCGUGUAGCCACUAUAAAAACGGACAAGAACAAUUUGAUCAAGAGACCUCUAGUAAAGCUAUGUCCUUUACCAAAUGAACCAUUCUAG
Galleria mellonella (greater wax moth) is the source of this 3405-nucleotide messenger RNA. RefSeq lists its product as uncharacterized. The record is from RefSeq and is a predicted model, not a curated record. The transcript has 3 exons. Lineage: Eukaryota; Metazoa; Arthropoda; Insecta; Lepidoptera; Pyralidae. Bases 1 to 3405 code for a protein of 1134 amino acids.